AUGCGACUGACCUUCGCCAUUGCAUGGGCUGACGUUGCCGUCUCCGUCUCCGGCACUCCCGAUGAAGGGUUGGGGGUUCUGCUGGCUGCAGCGCGGGCGCUGAAGGACGCGCGGACGGAGACACGAACGCGAAUACUCAAGCGCGGCAUGCCUUGGAACCUUGGGGUGUGCGAGCCGCGCUGUAUCGAAGGGGAUGGGUUGUGGGACGACUGUCUCAUCGCAGUCAACUUUACGAAAUGUCUCCAGCAUUGCUAUAAGUGGAGCGAACUGGCCGAUUGCUUCCAUUGUAACCAGGAGGUGCUGAAGAAGGACUAUCGGGUGUACGAGUACCAACUGGGCGAGAUGUGUGUCAAGUUUCUCAGGAACCCGACGGCCGACAGCUCUUGGCUCGGCGGUGUCGGAAACGAUACUAACUUGUUCACAUUCGGGGCUGCUCCAGCACCAACUUCUCAGAAGACGACGGGGCCACCAAAGAAGACUAUCUCGGCCACCAAAGUAUCGUGA
Cutaneotrichosporon cavernicola is the source of this 504-nucleotide messenger RNA. RefSeq lists its product as uncharacterized. Lineage: Eukaryota; Fungi; Basidiomycota; Tremellomycetes; Trichosporonales; Trichosporonaceae. The transcript has 3 exons. The record is from RefSeq and is a predicted model, not a curated record. The coding region runs from base 1 to 504 and encodes 167 amino acids.